Messenger RNA from Melitaea cinxia (Glanville fritillary), 1473 nucleotides. Its product is annotated as serine protease inhibitor 2.1-like. The record is from RefSeq and is a predicted model, not a curated record. Gene Ontology annotation, molecular function: serine-type endopeptidase inhibitor activity. Lineage: Eukaryota; Metazoa; Arthropoda; Insecta; Lepidoptera; Nymphalidae. The coding region runs from base 41 to 1231 and encodes 396 amino acids. The transcript has a single exon.
UUUAGUAUUUUUCGAAGUAGCGGGUAACGCGAACGUCAAUAUGAAGUGCAUAAUACUUUUUAUAUUAACUAUCGCCUCGUGUUACGCAGAAGUAGAAUUUAGUGGAAGACCGAGAAAUUUUAGUAUAGAACUCCUACAUCACACCCAAUUAGAAACAGAUGGCCAUGUAGUCAUAUCCCCGUUUGGAAUUUGGACUUUGAUGACGGGCGUCGCACUUGGGGCAACCGGAAGAAGCAGAUCUCAAUUAGCAAGGGCAUUUUUAUUACCCAAGAAUCAAAACACUAUACUAGAUGGUUACAAGAACCUAACGAAAAUUGUGCUCGAACCGAAGACUCAGGGAGUACAAUUAACAAGUAAAAAUUUCGUUUUUACAGACAAAGGAUUCGCCAUUUACCCUGAUUUUAAGAGAGCAUUGACAUCCAAUUUCGGUGCGAUGUUAAUCGAACUCGAUUUUACAAAUCCAAAAUCGGCAGCUCGCAUCGCGAACACAGCGAUUGAGAGUUCCGGGGCAACAGUUUCAAAUGUUCUGAGGUCCGAUGACUUUGAGAAGUCCAGGAUGAUUGUGACAAACGUUAUAUCGUUUAAAGGUCUUUGGUCCUCACCUUUCAAUGAAUCAGAUACCACAGUGGAGAAGUUUUACGACGAAAAUAAAAAAGAAAUUGGACAAGUGAAAAUGAUGUACCAGAGAGCGAUGUUACCUUACUCAAAUUUACAAGCGAUAAGCGCCAGUGUUGUGGAGUUACCCUAUGGAAAUGACAACAAAUAUAGCAUGCUUAUUAUCUUGCCCUACCCUAAAAUAAAUGUUGCUGAAGUGUACCAAAAGUUAUCUGUGGUUACACUAAAGGAUAUAUUCGCGAAACUUGAAAGUGACGUAAAGGAGUUUGGAAUAGAAGACGUCGAUGUAAAAUUGCCACGUUUCAAGAUCAGCACAAACGUUGUAUUAAACAAACCAUUGAACAGUAUGGGAGUGACAGAUAUAUUCAAUCCGAAAUUAGCUAAAUUUGAAAAAGUUUCUAAGAAUGAAUUAUACAUCUCCGCUAUUGUACACAAGGCAGAUAUCGAGGUCACGGAAUCAGGUACAGUCGCGUCUGCAGCAACAUCUGCUUACUUUAGCGAUCGUAUAUCGACACCUACCAUCGAAGCAAACCGUCCAUUCAUCUACUUCGUAAUUGAAAAAUCCACUACAACUAUUAUCUUUAGUGGAAUCUAUUCGAAACCGAGUAUUUUCUGAUUCUUUUUUUAAAUUUUAGUGUGUAUUAAAACUUUUUGUUAAGUAAUUUCUAUAAAUAAAUGUUAUUAUUAUUACCUGUGGAAUAACGUCUGAUAGGUUAUUUAAUUGUGAACGUCGUACCUCAGAACUAUAUUUCAAACGAAGGAACUGUGAUUUUGUUCUUAAAAUCUUGUACCUAUAUGACAUUAUAAAAAACGUUUAAAUUAUAACCAAUGUUUAAGGAAAAUAAAUAAGGACAUUUA